Messenger RNA from Cutaneotrichosporon oleaginosum, 1604 nucleotides. RefSeq lists its product as uncharacterized. The record is from RefSeq and is a predicted model, not a curated record. NCBI's taxonomy places the organism in Eukaryota, Fungi, Basidiomycota, Tremellomycetes, Trichosporonales, Trichosporonaceae.
CGAGGUCGUGCGGAGAUCAGAGGGCCUUAACAUUCCGUUGCCACCGUGGACGGCUCUAACGGGCGUUGCUGACGUCAAACUGCAUGAUCGCUCUCGAUUCUGAUCUCACUCCAUCUCUCGUCCUGCCUCUUACUCUCCGUCAACGUCGGCCGACACACCCGUCCCAUUCCAGUCCCCAAACACCAUGCCAUCAUGACACCGGCCCGCAACACCUCCGCUCCGACAAAGUCCUCAUCUCCGAGACGCCGAGAUGCCGUCGGCUGUGCCGCAGCUCAGUUCCGCACGCUCACCCUCGCGAGCUCCCACAAGUCUCGCACUCCGACGCUGGACCAUACGGCCUUUCCGCACCUCGUAGAGCGCAUCGCGCACUUCGCCCCUCCGCCGACCCUCUUCGCCAUCGCAAGCACGUCGCGAGCACUGCGCGCCCGCCUCCUCCCGAAGCUUUACGCUCACGUGUCGCUCCUCACCUCGCGCGGCGACACAUACACUCUCCGCAGCGCCGCGGGCACCUCUCUGAAGGGUCAUGUGCAUUGCACAGCGAAGACCUGGGGCAAGGAGCCCGGCGUUGGUCGCGGGCCGCCGCCUCUCCCUGGAUCGACGCGCGUGAUCGACCUCCAUCCGGGCCAGAGCCUCAUCCACUUCCCGCCAGCCAUCUUGACAUUAGUUCAACCGGAGGUGAUCCGCCUCCGCAUCUCCCUCGCUGAGAUGUACGACUCAGUCCGCCCAACGGGUCGCUUCAUGCACCUCCACGACAGUGGUCCAGCGGACAUUGCGCGGCGCCUAGUUGUCAUGGUCGAGCGCGACGUGUGGCUGGACGACUGCAUGUGGUUCUUCGACGCGCCUGUCCCCGUUGUUGUCGCUCACUUUUCGCGUGCUUGGUGCACCGGAUACCGUCAGAACCCAGGCAGCGCCCUCCCCCGACUGCCACCGACGAAGACUCGUGAGAUCAUCCUCAUCUUCGACUACCUCGACGGCGUGCAGAUACCCACUCUCGUCCCCGCACUGGCCAGAAUCGUUGCUGAGGCGUGCCGCCCGCAUAGUGCCGAGACGAGCGUCACAAUUGUCGGCGACACAGACGACGCGGAGUGGCUGAACCGGGUUGUGGGCGACAUGCGCGCUCAGUUGGACCACUACGAAGACGAUCGCGUCGAGUUCGACGGCACGUGUCCCCUGACACUCGUUUCGCGGGCUGAGUACGCCGCCAAGGUCGGCGGGACGCAGUGGGCGAUCGAGACAGAUCCAGCGUACCGCUAUGUUGGGUAGCGUGUGUGUGAGUGAAGGAGCAGGGGACACCCAUCAUCACCAAGCUGCAGCGGAACCCAUCGCUGCCAUUCCGAUCUUGAGUCGUUGUGGCACCUGCAGCGGGGGCUGUACGUAUGUGCUCGUAUGUACAUGCCAAACUGAUAGCAAUUUGCAGGUGGUCCCCGGCUACGUACUGCAGCGACGCCGGCCGCCCGUGCCCGAGGUGUCGCCUGGAUGAGCCCACCUCUGAGCGACGCAAUGACCCGAACUGUCGCUGCUGGAGUUGCAGGGAGUUCACCAGAAGAGCGCACCGGGCUGAGAUGGAGAGCGCGUUGGAAAGCUCGGCUACUGGGUCUGCGCAA